Osmia lignaria (orchard mason bee) is the source of this 815-nucleotide messenger RNA. Its product is annotated as histone H2B. NCBI's taxonomy places the organism in Eukaryota, Metazoa, Arthropoda, Insecta, Hymenoptera, Megachilidae. Gene Ontology annotation, cellular component: nucleosome. Gene Ontology annotation, molecular function: protein heterodimerization activity; structural constituent of chromatin; DNA binding. The record is from RefSeq and is a predicted model, not a curated record.
UCCGCUGCUAUAGAGGGUGUCUCCAGUUUAUGAAAUCGUUAGGAAAAUGCCUCCUAAAGCAAGUGGAAAAGCUGUAAAGAAAGCUGGUAAAGCACAGAAAAACAUCAGCAAGACCGAUAAGAAGAAGAAGAGGAGGAGGAAAGAAAGCUAUGCAAUCUACAUCUACAAAGUGUUGAAGCAAGUCCAUCCUGACACUGGUAUUUCCAGCAAGGCGAUGAGCAUCAUGAACAGUUUUGUGAAUGAUGUCUUUGAGCGGAUUGCUGCUGAAGCCUCACGCUUAGCUCAUUACAACAAGAGAUCGACCAUCACAUCUCGGGAAAUCCAAACGGCCGUCAGACUUUUGUUGCCUGGUGAAUUAGCGAAGCAUGCUGUUUCUGAAGGCACUAAAGCUGUUACUAAGUACACCAGUUCAAAGUAAAUGCUGCAGCAUAUUCUAAUCGGCCCUUUUAAGGGCCAACAAUUUUUAUUACGUAGACCAGCCUCCUUUCUAACAUUUUCCUUAUUUUUAUCCCAUGAUUGUAUGUAAUAUAAAUGAUAUUUUUUUUAUACUAAAGGUAAUCAUACCAGUUACAUCAUUUACAAAACUACUUAAUAAUUUUAUUUCAAUUUAAGACCUAAACUUUUAAUGCUUUUCCGCGAUUUCUAUUUGACUUGCGCAGUAGGUAUAGUGUUGUAACCAAUGGAACAAUCAAUGAUGGAGAUUCUUUCAAUUUAUAAAAUUGUGUCCAUCUUAUUUUGCAAUUCAGAACAAUACAUCGAUAUAAAUCAACAAUUUCGGCAUCAAUAAUACUGAAGAAAGUAUUAUACAUAUUAUA